Molecule: messenger RNA, 5923 nt
Organism: Betta splendens (Siamese fighting fish)
Lineage: Eukaryota; Metazoa; Chordata; Actinopteri; Anabantiformes; Osphronemidae
Product: ribonuclease ZC3H12A-like
Cellular component (GO): cytoplasmic ribonucleoprotein granule; nucleus
Molecular function (GO): RNA endonuclease activity; metal ion binding; mRNA binding
Source: RefSeq, a predicted model, not a curated record
CACCUGAUCCGUAAGAAUCCUCCCGACCGUCUGGACUCACUCACGCUUCUGGAAGAGGGUGCGGCACCUGAUGCCUGCCGUGUCAUGGCAUAAAGAUCAUGGCAGUGUUUUAGCAACUGGACUUAAAGCUUGACAUCCUACAUUUGAAAGGUUCUGACUGACGUGGUGUCACUGAACAGAACCUCAGUUUCUUCUUCCUCAACAUGCUGCAUCGUCACGCUUUCUUCAUGUUCAGGUAGCUGCUUUUUGUAAAUAAAACACAAUAACUGUGUUUGUAUAUUAGACACCCUGCUGCUUGUGUCUUUGCGUUGUGCUCAUAAGUGAUAAAACACAGGACAACUGCUUUUACACAAUGUAACCACUAGAGGGAGACACGUGCGCUCACUCUCUGCACUCCAUUUUUACUCAUUAACUAAAGCUCUGAUUGUUUUCUUUGGAUUUGUUUUCACAUGAAAAAUAAACCGCAUCCUGGAAACAGUCGAUGACGCGACUGUCUGUUUGUUGCUGUUUACAUGAACAAAACGGUUCGUAAAUUCUUACCCUGACAGUGAGUGUCACCUGCAGCAGAUCAGACCUCGCGCGCGCCGUGGACACGUGCGCUCAGCGCCGCUGGGUGGAGACGCACGUCUGUCACGGCUGCGUGAGACGCAGACGCACGCGGGCGCCCGCUCUCAUGAAACCGCUGGACGCCCUCAGCGGCUUCUUGACGCAGCAACUUUUAUCCGCUCAGGUUUGUUGAGUGAUGGAUUACUUAAUUCAGGAGGAAGCGUAUGCCACGAAAAAAUCGGGCUCCGUGAGCUGCUAGCAGCAGUAACGGUGGGGACGGUCAGGUGCCCGGGAGGUCACGGAGGGCGCGGAGCUGGAUGUCUGAAACGGCUUCAUGGGCCUGAAGAACCAUCUGGAGGAUGGGACAGGCCACAUCCUCAGCCUGGGGCUGGAUCUGGACUACCUCCACGUGGACGGGGCCGAGCGGCAGGUCGGCCUGGCCGCGUCCAUGGGCCCCGGGGCCGUAGGAGUCCUGCAGGUCCGAGGGGACAGCAGCAGCGUCAGCACCGGAAACAGCAGCAUCGGGAGUCGCUCAAGCUGCAGCAGCAGUAGCAGUUACAGCAACUACUCAGACGAUGAAGACGUGUCAGGUUCUGGAGCCCACCAUCAGGAGCGAGCGCCGCUGCACUACCAGAACUCAGACGGGCUGGACCCGGCACCAAGCCGACCCGUUCACCCACAGCCGGAACGGGGCACCGGCGCCGUGCCAGACUGUCGCACCAAAGUGGAGUUCGCUCUGAAGUUGGGUUACUCUGAGGAGCUGGUGCUGCUGGUGCUGAGGAAGCUGGGCCCCAACGCCCUCAUCAACGACAUGCUGGGAGAGCUGGUCAAACUGGGAACCAAGAAGGAGGCGGAGCAGGCAGGCCCGGCCGCCCCGCAGGCUUCUUCCACGGCCGGCGCCUCCUCCUCCAGCUCCUCCCUGAGCCAGCGGCUGCUGUGUCCCACCCAGCUGCUGAACGACAAAGAGAACCUGCGGCCGGUGGUGCUGGACGGGAGCAACGUGGCCAUGAGCCACGGGAACAAGGAGGUGUUCUCGUGUCAGGGCAUCCAGCUGGCGGUGGACUGGUUCCUGGACCGGGGUCACCGCGACGUCACCGUUUUCGUCCCUGCCUGGAGAAAGGAGCAGUCGCGGCCCGACGCGCUGAUCACAGACCAGGAGGUGCUCCGGCGGCUGGAGAAGGAGAAGAUUCUGGUGUUCACGCCGUCGCGCCGCGUGCAGGGCCGCCGGGUCGUCUGCUACGACGACCGCUUCAUCGUGAAGCUGGCCUUCGAGUCGGACGGCAUCAUCGUCUCCAACGACAACUACCGCGACCUCGCAAACGAGAAGCCGGAGUGGAAGAAGUUCAUCGACGAGCGCCUCCUCAUGUACUCGUUUGUGAACGACAAGUUUAUGCCUCCAGACGACCCACUGGGACGCCACGGGCCGAGCCUGGAGAACUUUCUGAGGAAAAGACCUGUGAUUCCUGAAAACAGGAAACAGCCAUGUCCAUAUGGUAAGAAGUGCACAUACGGCCACAAGUGCAAGUUCUACCACCCUGAGCGGGGCAGCCAGCCCCAGCGCGCCGUAGCAGACGAGCUCCGCGCCAGCGCCAAAACCUCAUCGGUCGUUUCCAGAGGCCUCCUGGAAGACGCCCUGAUGGCCAAGAGCCAAAGUUCUGGUCCACCAGAGGCGCCAGCUGAGGCUGAGCCCGGCCGGGACCCUCCGAAGACGAGGAGCAUCCUCGCUGACCUGCAGGCGGACCAGGUGGAGGGACGUGGAGGGGGCGCCAGCAGCAGCUUCCUGGGGCCUCCUGCUCCGGGAGGACCCCCGUCAUCGGGAGGCCAAGGCCAACUGGAGCUCAUGGCUGGAAGCAGCCCCCGGGUCGCGGGAGCUUCCAGAUCCAGCCAAGCUGACUCUAGAAGGAGUUACUCUAGAAGCGGUUCUCCAGAGCUGGGCUACAGCUCCCUGGUGCAGGCCUACUCCAGCCUCAGCCUGGUGGUGCCACAGAGUCCCGAAUGCUUCUCCCCAGCUGACCUGCGAGCUGGAUCUCUGCCGUCAGACUGCAGCAGCGAAGCCAGUUUCAGCUCUGACUCGUUUUCUCCCGAUCCCCUACUGGACGAAGGCCUCAAGUGCCACCAUCACCACCUCCACCACCCCCACAACCAUCAGUUCUCCCAGCCCGCCAGCCGCGUCCCGUCCGACCUGGGCCAGCACAUUUCUCUGGGCUACGCCGUCCCUCAGGCCCCGCGGAGGCCGUACGGCUUCGGCCCAGACGAGCCUCCGUCUUCUGCUACCUCUCACGCGUCACCGCGUGCCUUCGAGGCCCCUCCCACGUUCAUCUCGCCGCGCCAGCAUUCGGCUCUGGGCAGCUUCUCAGGAGAAUUCCCAGCUGUCCACUCCCACCCUCAGGGCUCCCCUCUGAGGCUUAACCAGAGGAGCUCCCUCUGGCAAGACGGGGGGGUUCAGGACUAUGAGGAGUCGCCUCGUUUUUCCAGAAGAGGCUUCUCUGGCCUGAACCCACAACCUCUGCACCAAAUGAGCUGGGAGCCCCGUUACCAGCAGUCGCCUAAGCCUCGCUAUGACUUGUUCGCCCACCAGAGCCCAGAGGUCUCCCCCUGGGGGAGGCCAGCCCACUCCUCAGCCUCACGCCUUCCCCCGCUCCCCCAGGUGUCCUCCCCUCUCAUCGCUCCCCACAGGAGCCACCUGCCAGCGCUCCCCCAGCAGCCGGAGUCGCCUCCUCUGGGCCGGUACCAGGAGCUCAGGGAGCGGCUGUUCGUUAACUUGUGCGGCAUCUUCCCUCCGGACUUGGUGAGGACAGUGAUGAGCAGGUAUCCUCACGUGAUGGAUCCUCAGGAACUUGCAGCUGCGAUUUUGAUGGCGAAGCGUGAUUCUUGACGCUGUAGCUUCAUUGUAACUGGGUGAAAAUAUAAAAGUUGGACAAAGUUGUGAACCAGAAGCGAAAGAUGUGAAACUCCUCCUCUUAUUAUUUAUCUGGGAAAUAGUCACUUAGCAAUAUGUUGAAUGUGGUUGCAAUUUCAGCACUUAAGAUCAGGACGGUGGGAGUUUGAGGCGCAUGUCUGUACUUUUGGUUAUGAGUAAAGACACAGACGUGCUUCUGGAAGCUUUUAAUGUGUGUCGAGGGUGACAAUGUUGUUGUUUUGAAAUUUAUUUAUUUUUUGCUUUUUAAUUUAUUUAGAGAUUUUAAAUGGAUCCUGUUUGGCACUUUUUGUUGUUGCGUUCUCUUCGGCUUUUCUUUUGGCAAUCAAUCAGGGUUUAUCUCCAGCUUCCAUUCAUCAUCUGCAUGUCAUUAUGAGGCCAUGCAGGAUUUUAGUAUUACUGCAGAGAUCCGUUUCGUAUUCGACGCUUGAAUCAGCCCGACCAACGGAUCCAGGGCUUUGUCGGGUUUUGACAGGUGUCAUAUCAGUUGCAGUGGAUUUCCCCCCCACAGGGAAGUGAAACUCAGAUGGAACCCACAGAAGAAGACGGAAAAAGUCCACUUGAAAACCCCACGCUUUUGACUUUUACUUAUUUCCUCCUCGCUGUCAGCUGACUUCACAGUUCAUCAUCUCCAGCGGUGUGUCGGUUACCACUUAACCUGAAGGAGGACUGUAUUAGUUUGAUUUUAAUUUAUAAUAUGUGUUAAUUUAUUUUGUGAGUGAGUUUGACCCUGACGGUUCAGCCAGUGGUUCAUACGAUUAUGCGUUGGUUCCACAGACACGUCACGUAGCUUUUAGUUCUACCAGCGUUUCUCAGUGUAACUAAUCUCCCCGGUGACAUCAGCGUCUUGUGUUUCCUUCCUUUAACCGUCAGUCUGUUUUUCUUUUAAAUUGUUCGCCCAAAACGUGAGGCUUCCAAACAGGCCUCAGUUUGUGGAAGCUCUCAGUGUGAAGCGCUUUGAACCGCAUGUGAUGCACGAACUAAUACUACUUGUGUUACUUCCACCAGUGAGAUUGUUUUGCCUCUGGAGCGGUUUGUGUUGCUGAGUUCAAUAUCUCUGAGCCAGAUGAUGUCUGCGUUGAUACAAAUUGUAUCCUUUAUGCUUCUAAAACAAGAACAUUGUUCAUAUGAGAAUAUUUAAAGAACAAUGAACCUUUUAAGUAUUGGUGGCGAACUUCGUCACCUUUGAACUUUAUUUAUACGAGGAAGUCUCCGAUGCAGAGUCACUGUUAUUGUUUAUGCUGCCAGUCAACUGAAGCUAAAAAUGUGCAGUUGGAUCUGGGUGGGAAACCACGCGGAGGAGGCGGUUGAGCCUUUCGUUUGCCUCAGAGCAAACUGCUUCUCAAGUUCGAGCCUCGGGCUCAGAAUGUGUAAGGACACAGAAAGCGCGUGUUGUUUCCAGCUCCUCAGGACCCUUUCGCUCCUUCACACUGCUGAACCCUUGACGUGCUGAGUCAGGGCCCUGCUGGCACCGUGUGCUGGCGUUUGCUACAAACUAACCUGUAAUGACCUCAACACUUUACAGUCCACAUUUAGUGUUUGAGGGCCAAAACUAUUUUUCUAUCAUAAGAGUGACGUAUUUUUUUAAUAGUUUGUAAACCUGCAGUAAGAGGUGGUGAUGAUAGUGGAUGUACUGUUGUUCCAUGAAUUACCCGCGUUCAGACUGAGCGUGAAGCUGACGUCUAGCGAUGGUUGUGGCUGAACCCACGUUGUCUCUGGGAAUCGGAGUUGUGUGUGUGCGACGCAUCCUCAUUGUUGUAUCACAGCUUCCGCGCAGCGUUUUCAUGCAAUGAUCAGCUCUCAGUGCUGCCAGCUGUGUCUGAACAGGGGGAAGAUUUCUGCUUGUUCAGUUCUACUUCACAUCCUCUGGAUUGAAACGGGCUUCGUGUCUGGUCCGGACGCACCUUUGAACACGUCUGUGGGUUCUGUUCAGACAGAAGCCCUUCCCUAGUGUUGUUAUUGUCACAUUCCAAACACGUCCCCGUUCAUCAGCUGAGUCCUGCCUUUAUUCCUACACUAUCGUGCUUUAAUACAGCUUCAUUUCUGCCGCCUCAUUAGGAACGAAGCCAAGUCCAAAGGCUGCUCAGGUCCAGCGGUGGUUAUUAAACCAAAUCUAGAGACGACGUGGGAGCGUUAGCGCUUUGCUGCUGUUGGUGGAUCAGAGUCUUGGGCCCGGUGCCCUAAGGUUCAGACCGGACCGCUGCCAAGUUACACAUUAGUCUGAUGUGAGACAAGCAAAACACGUGUUGCUUAAUUAGGCUUAUAAUGAAUUAGAGAAUUUGAAAGACAAGAUGUUCGACAUGUGAGCGACUGUAUCCUUCAUUAAAUUGUUGUAGUUAAUGAAAGCAGAGUCUGUUUCUCCAUGCUAUUAACUCAAAAAAAGAAAACCUGAAAUGUUCAGCAUGUGUUUUUGUGUGUGUGAUGUCAACGUGAGCAAUAAAAGCGCUGCUCAAGCUUUCA